UCGGAUAUUGACGAGAGCGAUACGAGCACUGAUGAUGCGGACAGCAGCGAAGAACUCGAGAGCAACGAGGAUGAGAAGCCGAAAGUUGAAUUCAGCUUAUCGUUGUUUCGAGCUGGUAAAACUGACGAAGAAAACGACGUAGACCUCAAGCCGGAAGUUGAGCAAGUGCCAGAAGGGUUUCGAGAAGCUGGUGACUCCGAGUCCUGCAGUGAUUCCCCAGUUGGAAAGAAACCCAAGCGGCUAGUAGAAGAGCUGUAA
Messenger RNA from Cylicostephanus goldi, 258 nucleotides. Lineage: Eukaryota; Metazoa; Nematoda; Chromadorea; Rhabditida; Strongylidae. The record is from the annotation of a GenBank genome assembly.